AUGGGUGUAUUUAUACUCUUGGCAGUAGAGUUUGCAGGGAUAUUCUCCAGCGUGUUCAUAAUAUUUGUGAAUGUCCAGUCCUGGAUGAAGGGGCAGAAGAUGAGUUCUAGGGAUCAGAUUAUCAUUGCCCUCUCCUUCUCAGACAUGGUGUUCUCUGCUGUGAAUGCUGCCAUCGUACUAGGCUCCGCUUUUGUCCCUCAGCUGCUGUCGGUGGAUUAUAUCUAUUAUGGGCUGUAUGAUUUGAUGACAUAUUCAAUCUGUUCCAACUCCUGGCUCAGUGCCUGUCUAGGCGCAUUAUUCUUUGUGAAAACCACUAACUUUAAUAUUGGUUUCCUCGCACAGCUUAAGAUGAGGAUUGAAAUGGUCAUGCCUUGGGUAACAUCAGGCGUUGAAGUAUUCUCCUUCAUAAUUGCACUGGUUCAACCUUCAGCUUCUGCAGAAGUAUAUGGCGAGAAUUCUACACUUCCACUGAUAACCAAUGAGACUUCCGAAGUUAUCGGUUAUGAGACAGAUGUUCUCAAUGAUGUCUCAUUCUUACUUAAAGCCUGUCUUACUCCAUUCAUGAUCGUAACUGUCACCACUGCUCAUAUCAACAUUUCUCUCUGCAAGCAUACUCAACAAAACAUGGACUCUGGUGGUCCGACUCUCAAAGUUCACCGAAGGGCUGCUUCUACGAUGACAUCUCUCCUCAUACUCAACACUGUGUUUUAUGUUUUACAAAUGUGGCUUGGGUUUCUUCAAACCAGUGAUCCUCUGUAUAGGAUUGGCAUAACCCUAGUUUGCUCUUUUUCUUUAGUUCAGUCCAUCAUUCUAAUCCUGGGGAUUGGCAGGCUGAAAAAGACCUUUAUCCAGAUAAUAACCAUGUGUAGAAGAAAGGCUUUGUCUUAG
Xenopus tropicalis (tropical clawed frog) is the source of this 888-nucleotide messenger RNA. RefSeq names its product bitter taste receptor 38 (gene t2r38). NCBI's taxonomy places the organism in Eukaryota, Metazoa, Chordata, Amphibia, Anura, Pipidae. Gene Ontology annotation, cellular component: membrane. Gene Ontology annotation, molecular function: G protein-coupled receptor activity; bitter taste receptor activity. Gene Ontology annotation, biological process: sensory perception of taste; G protein-coupled receptor signaling pathway. The record is from RefSeq and is marked provisional.